Messenger RNA from Anastrepha obliqua, 3257 nucleotides. RefSeq names its product alanine--tRNA ligase, mitochondrial-like. Gene Ontology annotation, molecular function: aminoacyl-tRNA deacylase activity; alanine-tRNA ligase activity; ATP binding. Gene Ontology annotation, cellular component: cytoplasm; mitochondrion. Bases 86 to 3127 code for a protein of 1013 amino acids. Lineage: Eukaryota; Metazoa; Arthropoda; Insecta; Diptera; Tephritidae. The transcript has 12 exons. The record is from RefSeq and is a predicted model, not a curated record. Gene Ontology annotation, biological process: alanyl-tRNA aminoacylation; tRNA modification.
UCCCGGCUUUUGUAAUAAAAGUGAAAAUUAACAAACAAUAGAUUAUAAAAUCAUUAUUUAAUUCGAUGUGCGCUGGUGGAUCGUGAUGUAUUCUUCAGCUAAGAAGUUACAACGCGUGCUCUCCUCAGGAGAAAUUCGCAAAACGUUCAUUGACUACUUUACAAUAAAUCAUGACCACAAAUUUGUACGUUCCAGUCCGGUAGUGCCAUUCUGUGAUCCCACUGUGGCCUUUGUUAAUGCGGGCAUGAAUCAAUUUAAGUCGGUUUUCUUGGGCAAGAGUCAAGCGCCCUAUCCCCGUGUAACCAAUUCACAGAAAUGUGUUCGAGUUGGUGGCAAACAUAAUGAUCUCUCUGUGGUCGGACAAGAUGGCUAUCAUCACACAUUUUUUGAAAUGUUGGGAAACUGGUCGUUUGGAGAUUAUUUUAAGCGAGAAGCUUGCGAAAUGGCUUUCCAGCUUUUACGUGGCCCAUUUAAUAUUGAUCCUGGUAGGUUGUAUGUAACUUAUUUUGCAGGCGAUAAGGUACUUGGUUUGCCUGCCGAUUUGGAAUGCUUCGAGAUUUGGCGCAGUUUGGGAUUUCCCGCUGAACGUGUCUUGCCAUUUGGCUGCAAGGAAAACUUCUGGGAGAUGGGAACAACUGGCCCAUGUGGUCCAUGCACGGAAAUACACAUCGACCAUUGUCCGACUGUAAGCAAGAGUCACGAACGUGCGAAAUUCGUUAAUGCAGAUAAGCCAGAUUUAACAGAAUUGUGGAAUUUAGUUUUUAUACAAUACAAUCGGAACGAAGAUGGAUCUGUUACACAAUUGCCUGCACAACAUGUAGACACUGGUAUGGGGUUUGAGCGAUUGACUGCCAUUUUACAACAGAAAACAUCCAACUACGAUACGGACCUAUUCACGCCGAUUUUCAAAACCAUUCAGAAGAUUACAAACGCUCCCCACUACGCGGGCACUUUUCCAACUGGUACUGAAAUCGCUGCUUUGGACACAGGGUACAGAAUUUUGGCAGAUCAUGCUCGUAUGAUUACGACAUGCUUGGCAGAUGGCAUGUUACCGGAUCAAAAUCAAAAGCUUCGAAGAGUACUGCGCAAAUCAUUUACAAUAAGCGAAAACAUAUUUGCAAAUGAGAAAUUAUUGUCGCAACUUAUACCAAUAGUUGUAGAGACGAUAGGCACGGCAUAUCCAGAAAUGUAUAACAAGCAGAAUUCUAUACUCGAGUUAAUAGCACACGAACAAGAAGUUUUUAAGGCGCUGCGAGAAAGCUCUUCGAAAGCAUUUGUUGAGGCGUUAACUGAGUUCCCUAACUUGGAGGAUAUUGACUUGAUGGAGUGUCCCGGUUUUGUACCCGCCUACCGGGAAUUUCACGCGCAAAAAGAAACCUUUAAAAAUAAUGUAUUGCCUGGUAAAUUUCUAUACAAGCUUACUGACACUUAUGGUUUGACUGAAGAUAACUUUAAAAAGCUGGCGGAGUUGGAAAACAUGGAAUGCGAUUUGCAUGGUUAUCUCGCUGAAAUAACAAAUGCUAAAAUGAAAUCGAAAGCCUCAUUAAACGGUCAAAAUGCCAGUAGCGAAGAUAAACUCGCCAAUCAACGACGUGACAUCGAAGCAAUAAUGCAGUUCACCAAAAAAUUAAAUCCCACCGAUAAUAGUUGGAAAUACUGUUACAAAUAUGAUGUAGAUGAUAAAAAGUACAAUAUUCCCCCUCUUUUGGCUCAGGUUACUGGCAUGAUUUACCGGGGUGCGGAAAUGGACACAGUGAAAUUGAAUAAUUUAGUGCCCGAAGGGGAAUUGUUAUACAUUGUAACAGACGUCAGCAACUUUUAUUAUGAAUCCGGCGGUCAGCAAGGGGAUUUCGGUGCAAUCCAAUUGACGAGUGAAACGAAUGAUGCUAUCAACCACCAACUGCCGGUCGUGGAAGUAAAAUGUAUAAAUGAUUGCAUUGUACAUGUAUGUAAAUUGCCGAAAGUGGAAAAGGAGAUCAUAUUGAAGACGGGUGCUCAUGUGCAUAUUUUGGUGGAUGUUAAUCACCGUAAAAUGACUGCAUGCCAUCAUACAGCAACACACUUAUUAAAUGGGGCCAUCCGGACGCUCUUCAAAAAGACAACAUAUCAGGUCUCUAGUGCCGUCACAAGUGACAAUUGCAAGCUGGAAGUAGGCAUAAUUGAUAAACGCAUAACAAAGGAAGAUAUUAUUCGCCUAGAGGAUUUAAUUGGACAGACUAUUAACUCGAAAGUGCCAGUGGAUGUGACGACUAUAAAUGCCAGUGAUGUAUUGCAACAAGACGACAUCACUAUGGUGCCUGGUGAAAUAUAUCCAGAGACUGGCUUGCGUUUGAUUAGCAUAAAAUGCGAACAUCCUCAAUUACAUUCAAAGGAAUUGUGCUGUGGAACCCACGUCACAAACACCCACGAAUUGGAAUAUUUCACUAUUACAAACCUUAAGCAAACCAACCGCGCACGAUUUGCUUUUACAGCAGUGGCUGGAACUGCGGCGGAAAACGCUUUAAAAACAGCAGCGCUCUUGCAACAUCGUGUAGAUAUGUUGGAUGAGCAAUUUAAGACUGAUAAGCUCACAAACGCUACAGAAAUCGAAUUACAAAAGAUACGCCAUAAUCUUUUACACACGGAAGUGGUUUUGCCAUAUGCGUUUAAAAUCGAUACGCUGGAGCGUAUCAAUGAUAUAUUGAAAAAGCUUAAGGAAACCACGCGUACAACUUUAAAGGAAUUUGUUGAGGUGGAAAUGAAAACAUUACUUCAAGAAAAAACCACGGAGACACACCCAUUCAUUGUGCACUACAUCAGAAGUUCAGUAUUGGUCGAAGAGGUGCCAUUACAAAGAGCAACAAAACUAUGCCCCGAUCGUCCGAUUCUCGUGGCCAGUAUGUGUGAGGGCAUUGUUAAAGCACGUUGUUGUGUUCCCAAGAAAUUUAUCAGCGACCAAUUUGAUGCGGAACAAUGGUUAAGGGAAUUCGCCUUGGUUUUUAAGUCACAAGUCGCUGCACCAAAGGGCCAGAAUUCAGCAGAAGUGUGCAACAUGAAAGGUAAAAAAGUGUGUACGCAGUUCGAAGAACAAUUGGAGGAGGCACUCGCCAGAGCAAAUGACUUUGCGUUUAAACGUAUUUUGUUGUGAUUUUAGUAUUAAUUUGAAAUUUGCAAAAUACUUGCAUAUAGCUGAAUUCCUAUUUGAGAUUCAAAACAAUUCUCAACCAAUAAAUAAUUUGGUUUUUUAUAGAAUAAGACGAAAAAAAAUCAAAUAAAAA